CCUCCCUCCUGCCGUGGGUCCCCCCAUCUCUGCUUAGCUUCUCCACAGCCGCGGCUCCAGCACCUGAAGAGACAGAAGCGGGAGCUGGGAGCUCCGACAGGCGGCCGCGGAGCGGGACGGUCGUCCACUGGCGGCCUCCGCAUGGCCCCGCCGUGAGAGGCGGACCCAGCGACUGGGACCGGGAGCGGUCUACUGGAGUCCCAGGAGCAGCUGGGACAGGAUGGAAGCAGUGGCUGCCAUGGAGGAGGAUAAGCUCCCAUCCUCACUGCCUGAGGAAGGCGGUGCCACUUGGGACCCCAGCCUGGCACCUGAGGAGGAACCUGGGGUCCAGAAUGGAAUGGCAGCCAGUGAGGAACUGAGCAGCCGCCUCAGCAGCCCAGUGCACGAGGAGAGGGGAACCCUGGAGGAUACUGAGGAGCCCACAGAGGACCCAGAUGAGGCUCUGUCUGCCAUCAGCCUGGGCCUCUCCCUCACCAAUGGCCUAACCCUGGGGCCAGAUACGAACAUUCUAGAAGAUUCAACAGAGUCUAGGCCCUGGAGGGUUGGUGAGCUGGUGGAGGGGGAGGACAUCCCCAGGAGCCUCUGUGCAGACACUGAGGACCCUCAGCUGGGGCUGGAUGGCACCGGGGAGCCAGAUGUGCGGGAUGGCUUCAGUGCCACCUUUGAGAAGAUUCUGGAGUCAGAGCUGCUGCGGGGCACCCAGUACAGCAGCCUUGACUCCCUGGAUGUCCUGAGCCUCACAGAUGAGAGUGACAGCUGCGUCAGCUUCGAGGCCCCCCUCACCCCCCUCAUCCAGCAGAGGGCCCGUGACAGCCCUGAGCCAGGGGCUGGGAUGGGUGUGGGGGACAUGGGGCCUGAGGGGGACAUGGGGGCAGCUGGUGGUGAUGGGGAGCUGGGCAGCCCCCUGCGGCGCUCCAUCUCUAGCAGCCGCUCAGAGAACGUCCUGAGCCGCCUGUCUCUCACAACGGUGCCCAAUGGAUUCCAUGAAGACGGGCCCCAGGGUCCAGGCGGGGAUGAGGAGGAAGAUGAGGAGGACACAGACAAGUUGCUGAACUCAGCCAGUGAUCCUAGCCUGAAAGAUGGCCUGUCAGACUCGGACUCAGAGCUGAGCAGCUCGGAGGGGCUGGAGCCUGGCAGCACAGACCCGCUGGCCAACGGGUGCCAGGGGGUCAGCGAAGCUGCUCGCCGGCUGGCCCGCCGCCUCUACCACCUUGAGGGCUUCCAGCGCUGUGAUGUGGCCAGGCAGCUGGGCAAGAACAACGAGUUCAGCAGGCUGGUGGCUGGGGAGUACCUCAGUUUCUUCGACUUCUCAGGCCUCACUUUGGACCGAGCACUCAGAACCUUCCUGAAGGCAUUCCCACUGAUGGGGGAAACACAGGAGCGUGAGCGGGUCCUGACACACUUCUCCCGCCGGUACUGCCAGUGCAACCCUGAUGACAGUACCUCGGAAGAUGGGAUCCACACGCUCACCUGUGCUCUGAUGCUGCUCAACACGGACCUGCACGGACACGUGAACAUUGGCAAGAAGAUGUCCUGCCAGCAAUUCAUUGCCAACUUGGACCAACUGAAUGAUGGCCAAGAUUUUGCCAAAGACCUGCUGAAGACACUUUACAACUCCAUCAAGAAUGAAAAGCUGGAAUGGGCCAUUGACGAAGAUGAGCUGAGGAAAUCCCUGUCUGAGCUGGUGGAUGACAAGUUUGGGACAGGAACAAAGAAGGUUACCCGGAUCCUGGAUGGUGGCAACCCCUUCCUGGAUAUCCCACAGGCUCUCAGCGCCACCACCUACAAGCAUGGUGUGCUGACCCGGAAGACUCACGCCGACAUGGAUGGCAAGAGGACACCCCGUGGGAGGCGUGGCUGGAAGAAAUUCUAUGCGGUGCUCAAAGGGACCAUCCUGUACCUGCAGAAGGAUGAGUACCGGCCUGACAAGGCUCUGUCAGAGGGCGACUUGAAGAAUGCCAUUCGUGUGCAUCACGCGCUGGCCACCAAGGCCUCUGACUACAGCAAGAAGUCCAAUGUGCUCAAACUGAAGACAGCAGACUGGAGGGUCUUCCUUUUCCAGGCUCCGAGCAAGGAGGAAAUGCUGUCCUGGAUCCUGAGGAUCAACCUGGUGGCGGCCAUCUUCUCAGCCCCGGCUUUCCCAGCAGCCGUCAGCUCCAUGAAGAAGUUCUGUCGGCCCCUGCUGCCCUCCUGCACCACUCGCCUCUGCCAGGAGGAGCAGCUGCGGUCUCAUGAGAACAAGUUGAGGCAGGUGACUGCAGAGUUGGCAGAGCACAGGUGCCACCCAGUGGAGAGGGGCCUCAAGUCCAAGGAGGCCGAAGAAUACCGGCUGAAAGAGCACUAUCUCACGUUCGAGAAAAGUCGUUAUGAAACCUAUAUUCACCUCCUGGCUGUGAAAAUCAAGGUGGGCUCAGAUGAUCUGGAGCGAAUUGAGGCUCGGCUGGCCAUGCUGGAAGGGGAUGAUCCUUCUCUACGGAAGACACACUCUAGCCCUGCCCUUAGCCAGGGUCAUGGGCCUCUGACUGGCAACAAAGCCACACAGGAUGCUACUGGGUCUGAUACUUAGCUGGUGUGGACAUGCUGCAAAUGGCCCAGAGGGGUCAAUGAGCACAAUUCCAGCCUGGGGCCACCGGGACCAAGCGCCAGGCAAUUGACAGGCACCCAGAGGGGCAUGGAGAGCCCCGUGGACCAAGGAGUUGGAGAUGCCAUUCGUGGCAUUGGUUUUCUUACAUCCUGGGCCAUCUCUGACCUUGAUCUUCUCCCCAGCCCUCAUUGCCCUUUCCACACAGGGUCUCACUUUUUAGGCCAGGGUGUACCUGCUCUAGCACCUCCUCACUGGAGAAGCAGAGAGGGCCAUUGCUUCCCCUGGCCACCUUCUUCUCAUCAAGCUCCUCCCUCAUCUCCCAUGUGUGAGGGUAGGUCUGGACUCUGGGUCUCAGCUUGGACCCCUCUCCUCCCUUUUUCUUCCUCCUUCCUUUGAGUUGACCAGCAGCAGGUCUGUGGACCACCAGCACCAUCCACUCCUCCUCCCAGCGACCUCUGCAACCAGGCCCAAUUAUGCCUCACAUCGCAAUAAUCUGGGACCUUGGCCUGCCACCGCUUAGUACCAAGUUGUCUCCACGUUCACAUCUCCUUCCAUCAUGGAGGCCACUACUGUCUCCUUUUUAUACAAACAUAAAU
Messenger RNA from Marmota monax (woodchuck), 3180 nucleotides. It is a transcript of the gene Psd2, whose product is annotated as pleckstrin and Sec7 domain containing 2. The transcript is spliced from 15 exons. Bases 221 to 2566 code for a protein of 781 amino acids. NCBI's taxonomy places the organism in Eukaryota, Metazoa, Chordata, Mammalia, Rodentia, Sciuridae. Gene Ontology annotation, biological process: regulation of ARF protein signal transduction. The record is from RefSeq and is a predicted model, not a curated record. Gene Ontology annotation, molecular function: guanyl-nucleotide exchange factor activity; phospholipid binding; protein binding.